AUGUCCUAUUCACCACCAGACUCCGCAAAGCCCUUCACCCUCGACAUUUCUGACCAAGCCAUCUCAGAAUGGCGCCAGCUUCUUCAGCUCUCGAAGCUCGCCCCCGAGACUUGGGAAGGACGACAGGAAGACCGCCGCUUCGGUGUGUCCCGCAAGUGGCUUUCUGAUGCAAAGGACUACUGGCUGAACAAGUACGAUUGGCGCGCGCAAGAGAAGCAUAUCAACUCGUUCUCAAACUACAAGAUGCAAAUCGAGGAUGUCGAUUUACACUUUGUCGCUCUCUUCUCUGAGAAGAAGGACGCAAUUCCCAUCAUAUUCAUGCAUGGAUGGCCUGGAAGUUUCAUCGAGUUUCUACCGAUGUUGACACUGGUUAAGGAGAAGUACUCCGCCAAGGAUCUACCAUACCACCUCAUAGUACCUUCGCUGCCUGGUUACACUCUCAGUACCGUGCAGUCGACCGAGAAAGAGUGGAAGCUGGAAGACAGCAGUCGCGUCCUUAAUCAGCUGAUGCUGAACCUUGGCUUCGACAGGUAUCUUGCACAAGGAGGAGAUGUGGGCAGUUUCACAUCGCAGAUCAUGAACAUUUCGUACGACUCGUGUGUUGGAAUGCACCUGAACAUGUUGACAAGUCUCUCACAACCAAAUGAAAAUACUUCCAUGAAUGCGCUGGAGAAGGAGGCGCUCGAUCGUGCAAUGAAGUGGCGCACAACCGGAACGGCCUACGCACAGGAGCACGGAACCAGACCCAGUACGAUUGGCAAUGUGCUGGCGUCAAACCCGCUCGCACUCCUUGCAUGGAUUGGCGAGAAGUUCCUGCAAUGGACGGACGAGGACCCUUCUCUUGAUACGAUUCUCACCGAUAUCUCUCUCUACUGGUUUACGGAAAGCUUUGCUCGUUCCAUUUACCCUUACCGCGAGCUCUUCGGUGCAGGGGCAAAGGACAUCAAGCAAAACAAGAAGCCUGUCGGUUUCUCAUUCUUCCCCUAUGAGCUGGCUCCGGGUAUCAAGAGUAUCAUGGAAAAGGAAACAAACCUAGUUUUCUACAGGCAGCACGAGCGUGGUGGGCAUUUUGCUGCUUUGGAGAAACCCAAAGAACUUUUGGAGGAUGUCGAGGAGUUUGUUAGCAAGGCAUGGAAGGUAUGA
This is a messenger RNA of Alternaria atra, 1143 nucleotides long. RefSeq lists its product as uncharacterized. Gene Ontology annotation, molecular function: epoxide hydrolase activity. Gene Ontology annotation, biological process: epoxide metabolic process. The transcript is spliced from 3 exons. The record is from RefSeq and is a predicted model, not a curated record. The coding region runs from base 1 to 1143 and encodes 380 amino acids. Lineage: Eukaryota; Fungi; Ascomycota; Dothideomycetes; Pleosporales; Pleosporaceae.